Molecule: messenger RNA, 1076 nt
Organism: Acanthocheilonema viteae
Lineage: Eukaryota; Metazoa; Nematoda; Chromadorea; Rhabditida; Onchocercidae
Source: the annotation of a GenBank genome assembly
AUGAAUGAUAGCAUUUAUGAGCAUUCGCCAAAUUCGAUGAGAUUAAACAACAGUUCCAGUUCAGCAUCGGUUGCGUCACGUCUCUAUACAAACGGUACACGUGGAUUACAACGUGGAAGCUUUGGCAGUGAACCGGAACUGAUGAGUUUUAGUGAUAAUGAAACAUCCAUUCAUGAGCUGAACGAAAUUUGUAGUCAGGUGUCAUCACUUUCCAAGAAAGUUAACGAUUUAGAAGAGGAACGGAUGAGUUCAGGUGAGGAGAGGGCACGAUUACGAGCUGAUAAUGCCGUACUUACCGAACGUGUACAUAUUUUGGAAGAGCAAUUACAGGCUGCUGAACAGAGGUGGAAGGAAAAACUGAUGGAAGAAAAAAGUCGAAAUCGAGAUAUUAUAUCAAGGAUGGAACGUGAAAAGCAAUUAGAAAUAGAAAGUGCCGCUUUAAAAUAUCAGGUGCUAGAAAAGGAUUGUGCUGGAAUGAGGAAAGAGAAAGAUAAAAUGCAAAAUGAUAUGCUUCAUUUGCAACUUAGUCUGGAAAGUGCAAGGGAUCAAUUGAUUGAAGCAAACGCAAUGUGUGAAACAUUAGAAGAAGCACGAAUUAAAAUUGAAAGAGAUUUCAAAAGGUUUCGCGAAGAAGCACAACAAGACAUCGAUAGUAGUUCAGAGUUAGUAGAAGAACUUUCGCGACAAACGGAUGAAUUAAGACGACAAAAAAAUGAAACUUUGCCAAGAGCAUCAAUUACUGAACAGAUAAUAUCGCUGGAAAAUGAAAUGAAUCGUUAUCGGAAAGAGAACAAAGAGUUAAAACGACAAAAUGAAGAUUUACAAGCACAAUUAAUUCAUGAUUCCAUUGAAGCUGGUCAAAAUUUGCUCAAAAAUUUUGACGAUGAUCCGAGGCCAUCAUUAGCGGAAGAAUUAAGCGGCAAAGAUUCCACCGAGCUAAUGAAUGCAUUAAAAGAGCAAGAAGUGUGCAAUCAAAAAUUACGAAAUUAUAUUAAUGGUAUAUUAAUGCGGGUUAUCGAAUUACAUCCUGAAAUUUUGGAAAUUAAAGAGAAAGAUGAGAAGGAAUUGUCAGAUAG